AUGAUUCUCCCGGGUGUGUACAUGCUUAGAGGUUGCACCGCUUCUAGUCAAGGCCGACAAGUAGUUAGUAUCGAUGCAAGUAGACCUCAGCUGGAGUUUAUUCUUGACGAAAUAGAGGCUAUGGAAAGGCAUGUGAAGAAAUUGAGGGAAAGCAAUGAUGAGAUAAGGGGAUAUUUAAGGAGCUCCAAUUCGGUAACGGAGUGCAAAAAUGCCCUUUCAACGUCUGGCACUGAAAUUUUGGUAUGUGACACAGAGGACAUCAAUACUGUUUUGACGGAUGCUCUUCGGGAAAAUGAGGUGCUCAUUUCCAGUAAGGAACAGGAAUUGAAUGAAUUGAAAAAAAUGGUACAAAGCAACCGUUGCGCCUGUAGUUAUCAUUUAGUUCGGGAGUCGGGUGUGAAAAAUUCCGUUCCUGGUGAUGCCAGCAGCACUGUGUCACCUGAAGUGGGGGAAGCCGCUGAUGAAAUGUCAAAUGCUCACUUUUUACUUUGA
This is a messenger RNA of Trypanosoma rangeli, 492 nucleotides long. RefSeq lists its product as uncharacterized. NCBI's taxonomy places the organism in Eukaryota, Euglenozoa, Kinetoplastea, Trypanosomatida, Trypanosomatidae. The transcript has a single exon. The coding region runs from base 1 to 492 and encodes 163 amino acids. The record is from RefSeq and is a predicted model, not a curated record.